Staurois parvus is the source of this 2754-nucleotide messenger RNA. NCBI's taxonomy places the organism in Eukaryota, Metazoa, Chordata, Amphibia, Anura, Ranidae. The record is from the annotation of a GenBank genome assembly.
GGAUGAUGAGGGAUCGCACAUUGGCAGCCCUCGUCCAGCAUCAGGCAGUGAGGUGCUUUGCCGCAUCAUCAGGAGAAGAGGGUGCCGAGCUUGGCAGCGAGCAAAACAGUCGCAGGGUCGCAGCAGUGUCAGUGGAGGCAAACGCCACGGAGUAGAGCACCAGCUCCACUUGCAGAUCCCAGUGAGGAGUAGCGGGGGCAAAGUUUCCUACUCGGCGGUGUGGCAAUUUUUCGUCAAGCCGCCCGAGGAAGUAAACGUAGCCGUAUGUCGACUAUGUGGCCAGAAAAGUCAAGCGUGGCCAGGGGGCCCAUGUUGGGACUAACAGCGUUGCGUCAGCAUAUGCAGCGUCGCCAUUCGGUGGCCUGGGAAAAACCGUGAUAAAGAUACGGCGGUUCUGCCUGCCCCAGCCCCCGCUCCAUCACCCGCUCCGUUACUUGCUCCGUCACCCGACGUCAAUCGCCCUCUAUCAGCCAGUCAAGGCUCCAACACCUCUGCUGAGGGGAGUUGUCGCUCGUUGGCAUCUUCCGCUCGUUCAGAUGCUCCUUCUCCUGCUACUCCUCUUCACGGAUUCCGUCAGCAGUCUUUCUUGGAAUCCGUUUCCAAGAGACAACAGUUGCGAGCACGCACCCGACGGUGCAGAAGCUGAACGUCCUCCUGUCCAAGUUGCUGGUGCUGCAGUCCCUCCCUUUCCAAGUGGUGGACUCAGCACCUUUCCGAGAAAUGAUGGCUUGUGCCGAGCCGCGGUGGAGAGUGCCAAGCCGGCAUUUCUUCGCCAAAAAGGCAGUGCCAGCCCUGCAUUCACAUGUAGAAGAGAUGGUGGGCCAGUCUUUGAGCAUGUCGGUCUCUGCCAAAGUGCACGGCAGCGCCGACGUGUGGAGCUGUAACUACGGUCAGGGACAGUACAUGUCAUUUACGGCCCACUGGGUGAACGUGGUGCCGGCACAGCCGCACCAGCAACUUGGACAGGUCACGCCGCUUUUGCCUCCACGUUUGCACGUCCUUGGUCCAGCAAAGAUGUCCGCCUCUACCACCUCUUCUUCCGCCGUGUCCUCAGCCGCCACCCCCGUGCCAAGUCCCAUUACCCGACCGGCAUAUCACAUGUGCAGGGCGCAACGGUGUCACGCUGUGCUGCACCUGGUAUGCCUUGGCGAACGUAGUCACACAGGGGAGGAACUUCUGAGUGUAAUGAACAGAGAAAUCGACAGAUGGCUGUCUCCGCGCAAACUGAAAAUCGGAACCAUGUUGACCGACAACGGAAAGAACAUGGUGUCUGCUCUGCGUCAAGGAAGGUUGUGCCAUGCGCCAUGCAUGGCUCACGUGUUCAAUCUGGUUGUCAAGCGGUUCCUAAAAUCCACCAUCCCACUGCAAGACAUCCUUAAAAUGUCACGUAAACUUUGCAUGCAUUUCAGCCAUUCCUACACCGCAAAGCACACCCUCCUUGAGCUGCAGCGGCAGAACGGAAUUCCACAGCAUCGCCUGAUCUGCGACGUUGCAACAAGGUGGAAUUCAACCCUACAUAUGUUAGACCGCCUUUACGAACAGCGAAAGGCCAUCACCGAUUUCCUGAUGUUACAAGCGGAUAAAGGUACUCCCCUGUGUAACUUAGAUGUCAGCCAUUGGCAGCUCAUGCGUGACACCUGCCGCUUGCUCAGGCCCUUUGAGGGAGCCACGCUAUUCGUGAGUCGGCAGGACUAUGGGAUGAACGACGUCAUUCCUCUGUUGCACGUCCUGGAACAAAUGCUGUUAACAAUGGCUGGUCAGGGUGCGGUAGACGUGGCGCACAGAUCUCAACGCCACAUGACCCCUGUGGGGGCAGGACAGGAAGAAGAGGAGGAGGUAGAGGAGGACAUUGGUGCUCAGGAAUUAUUGAGUGAAAUGGGUGGUUUUUCCACUCAGCGGACAGGAGUGGAGGAGCAGGAGCAUCUGGUAGAGGAGGAGGAGGAGGAGACAGAGGACCCAGACGCACCGUGGCAGUAUGCUGUGGAGAUGGAGGCAGGGAGUCCCUCGCAUUCCUUGGCACAAAUGGCCCAUAGCAUGCUCGGUUGCUUGCGUAGCGACAGCCGAAUAAUAACCAUCAGACAGAGGGAUGACUUUUGGCUGUCCACCUUGUUGGACCCUCGCUACCGUUCAAAAAUGGUGGCCUUUUUCACACCUGCUGAGAGGGAGGCCAAAAUAAAGUACUAUAAAAACCACCUAUGUAGUCAGUUGGUCUCUGCCUUUCUGCGCCAACGUCCAUCCUCAGACACUGUGGGCCCUGUGCGCUCGCGUUCCGCUGCCAUGGCAGCAGGGGAGGGGUGGGGUGGUAGGAGCAGUGGCAGCUCCACCAGCAGCGGCUGCCUCAGUCUGCAGUCGAUGAUGAGUAGCUUUCUUCACCAGCGCAGUGAGGAAACUACUAACCAGCCGCAGCAGCAGCAGCAGCAGCAGCAGCAUCAGGUGGACCUGGAGCAGGACCUCAAACAACAGGCUUGGGCCUACUUGGACAGCACCCUGCCAACCGAGGUAGACAAUCCCCUUGACUACUGGGCAACGAAACUUGACCUUUGGCCCCAACUAGCUGAAUUUGCCCUUGAAAGGCUGUCAUGCCCGGCCAGUAGCGUGGCAUCGGAGCGCGUGUUUAGUGCGGCAGGAGGUAUUGUAACUCCGCGGAGGACACGACUGUCCACCCAAAGUGUGGAGAGACUCACGUUUGUGAAAAUGAAUCAGGCGUGGAUUAGUCUGGAUUUCAAACCACCAGUUCCUGACACAACUGACUAA